Portunus trituberculatus (swimming crab) is the source of this 1313-nucleotide messenger RNA. Its product is annotated as neuroguidin-like. Gene Ontology annotation, biological process: maturation of SSU-rRNA from tricistronic rRNA transcript (SSU-rRNA, 5.8S rRNA, LSU-rRNA). The record is from RefSeq and is a predicted model, not a curated record. The transcript is spliced from 7 exons. Gene Ontology annotation, cellular component: nucleolus; small-subunit processome. Bases 140 to 1114 code for a protein of 324 amino acids. NCBI's taxonomy places the organism in Eukaryota, Metazoa, Arthropoda, Malacostraca, Decapoda, Portunidae.
CGCUCGAACAGAAACGCAACACGAACACAACAACACGUGCAGCGGUGGUGGAGGUCGAGGUGCUUGUGACGACGUAAUUUGUGACCUUUGUGACCUAUUACUGACCUUCCCGUGACUCGGAGGGCAGAAGCACGGCGACAUGACUGAGGGAAGCAAGGAGGAUGACACCAGCGCCACCAUCGCCUCGGACCUGCCUAGGGGCGUGGCUCUCCUGGGGGACUUGACUGCCAGCCUGCAGCAAGCCCAGGCCGCCCUAGACACCCUGGCCCAGCGCAUCAAGGACGGCCACCUCCCCACUGCCAAGGGCAUCAGUUUGCUGGAGCUGAAGAACCAGACCUUCCUUUCCUAUCUAGCCAACCUUACCCAUGUCACACUCACUAAGCUGAAGGGGAGCAAGAUUGAGGGAAGCGCUAAUGUAGACCGGUUAGUUGAAUUACGAGUGGUGCUUGAAAGACUGCGGCCACUGGAGGACAAACUCAAGUAUCAGCUGGACAAACACGUCAAGGCAGCCACCGAAGGGGAGGUCAGCGCUGACGACCCCUCGCGACUCAAGGGUGACCUGGACAACAUCGGGUCAACUUCAGAGGAGGAGGAUGAGGAGGAGGAGGAGCAGGGUGGCAAGAAGAAGAAGAAGAAGGAUGGUGAUGAUAGUGAUGAUGGGAAGAUUUAUAAGGCUCCCAAGAUCUCGCAGAUGAAAUAUGACUUAGAGGACGGAAAGGAGCGUGCCAAGGAUAGGGUGCGGCGCGAUGCCCUGUACUCCAGCACCCUGAGGGACGCCAUCGAGGGGCUCACCGAGGACCCGGAGGUGGUGUACAAUCAGGACGUCCUCAAGCAGAAGGCCAUCAGGAAACGCAGGGAGCUGGAGGAGUACGAGGAGGCCAACAUGAUCCGCAAGCAGCUCACCAAGAAGGAAAGAGCUGCCCACCGUCAGAUCACCACCCUGGGCACUAUGGGGGGUGAAAUUCUUGGCUUCACCUCCCUUGAUCCGCUGCAUGAGUCUGCCGCCACAGAGGAGCCGGCCGCAAAGAGGAUGAAGACGGGAGGCUCCAAAGGGAAGAAGGGGAAGAAAGGGGUAAGGGGGAAGAAAGGGUUCAAGAAGAGAAGAAAACACUAGCAGAGGUUUCAAGGAGGUGUCCCAUUGCCUGCCUGCUUGCCUGCAUGUGUACGUGCAUAUGUGUGUUAGGUAAGGGUGUAGCUUGGGCUGUAGCUGUAGGGUAUGGUGUGUCAGAGAGAGAGAGAGAAAAAUGUGUGUUUAUGUGUAUGUGUGUGUGUGUAUUUGUAAGAGUUUGGUCAAAUAAAUAUUUUUUUUUGUA